AAAAGGAAUGAAUUGGAUUCGGGAAUUAGAAGCUCAACUUUGGUGAAAACCGAAUUCUGCUGCUGAAAGCAGAAGGCAAGUUUUAAGGGGACACAAGUUCAUAAGAAUUGGGGGAGUGAGGAGUGCGAGUAGACUAUGUGGAUUGAGCAGGUAUUGUACUGCCAACGGAAAAGGAGACAAGAGUGAGGACGAAGCUCAGAAUUCACAGUUCCAAGGAGGAGCAGGCAUGCGAGAUCAGCGUCGGACAGAAGAGGCGCCUUUUGAAACAGAAACUAAGGAGACUGGGAACUCCAGGUUCAGUACCUUGAUCAAAAUCCAGUUGCAGGGACCAACUCCAGAGCCGGCAGCUCUGAGCCCACGCUGUGUGUCGAGGUCAGCGGAAUUGAGUGAUCUACAGCGCGACCCACCUGCUCACUGUUCCGCUGGACCUGUGGGAGAUGACUUGUUCCACUGGCAAGCAACUAUUAUGGGGCCUCCUGAUAGCGCAUAUCAAGGUGGAGUCUUCUUUCUCACUGUACAUUUUCCGACAGACUAUCCUUUUAAACCACCAAAGAUUGCUUUCACAACAAAAAUUUACCAUCCAAACAUAAACAGUAAUGGAAGUAUUUGUCUUGAUAUCCUGAGGUCACAAUGGUCACCAGCUCUGACUGUAUCAAAAGUUUUAUUGUCCAUAUGUUCUCUGCUUUGUGACCCUAAUCCAGAUGACCCCUUAGUACCAGAUAUUGCACAAAUCUAUAAAUCAGACAAAGAAAAAUACAACAGACACGCAAGAGAAUGGACUCAGAAAUAUGCAAUGUAAAAUCAAAAAAAUUUUCAUAUAUACCAGAGUACUGUAAAAUCUAGGUUUUUUUCAACAUUAGCAGUAAAUCGAGCACCGUUUACUGUUUCAUUGUACCAUGAAAUCCUUUGAUUUUUACCCAUUUUAAAUGUAUUUCUGAAGCAAGACAAAACAAACUUCCAAAAAUAUUCUUGAGACUGUGAUGAGAGCAUUUAUCAUUUUGUAUGCAUUGAGAAAGACAUUUAUUAUGGUUUUUAAGAUACUUGGACAUCUGCAUCUUCAGCUUACAAGAUCUACAAUGCAUCUGAAAAGCAACCAAAUUAUUUUUUGCUGAAACUAGAUGUUUUUACAUGAAGAAUACUGUAUGUGUUGUCUAAGAUGUCGUCAGUUAUAUAAAUCUGUAUUCAGAUUUCAUUCUUCGUUAGCUCACUUUAUAAUUUGUAUUUUUUUACUGUAUAGACUAAAUAUAUUCUAUUUACAUGUAUGUCAACUCGUUACUUUUUUCCUGUGAACAGUAUUGAAAAAACCCAACAGCUGAUAAUGAAAUGAAUUAACUGUCCGUCUCCCUUGUCUUAGGGUAUUCUGUAGAUUGAUUGCAGAUUCCUUAAACCUGAAAUGAUCUUUACACUGUAAUUCUCAGUAUACUGAUUAUGGAGAAACACUUGUUUUGAUUUUGUUAUACUUGACUUAACUUUAUUACAAUGUGAAUUAAUUGCACUGCUAAGUAGGAAGACGUGUAACUUUUAUUUGUUGCUAUUCACAUCAGAAUUUUUUUCUGUAUAGGCAAUAUUAUAUUGACACCUUUUACAGAUCUUAAUGUAGCUUUUUCCAUUUAAAUAAAAUGCUUUUUCUACUAUUUGUCUUGAUUACUUAAAAAGAUAAAAAAUUACUUUAUAAGUAAGGAUCAAUACUCUAUAUAAAAUUUUGCAUGGAAAUUAAUUCCAAAUUGUAAGAAUGAAGUCUGUUGUACUUGGCACUAAUCACCAUUAAUUAUAUAAAUUUUAUUGCUUUAGGUUUGUAUAGAUAUCUGUUUACUAAAUUGUCAAUCUAGAGGAUGAUAUACACUGGUCCCUUGUUAUUGAAAAGAAUUUAGGAUAUGUUGGCAUUUGUCUUGGAUCACAUCUAAAAUGAAUUAUUUUCUAAGGUACUGAGAUGAAUGUAAGACAGUGUCACCUACAUUGAAGAAAAGUCUUUAUAGACCUGAAGAAUAAUUAGGUUAAUUCAUUAAAAUGCCCCUCUAGAUAUAACUGACGUUGUAUUUCUUAACACUUUAAAAUCUAGAAUUUCUAAAAUAGAAUUUUAAUGCCAUCACAGUUUGAAAGAGGACAUCCAUUUUUUACCGUAGAAGUUAUACAGAAAAUUCUAAAAUGACACUUUCCCUCUGUUUUAUAAAUUGUCAGUUAAAAUGAUUUAAAUGAGCAGGUUAUCUUUGCAGAUUUUAAAGAAAGCUAGAAAGUUCUAAUGUUUUAACUUGGAAAAAAAAUGUCUCUAAUUAUUAGCAUGCUUACCAAACUUGAGUGUCAUUUUUAAGAAGAGUUGUAGCUCUUCUGAUUAUUUCAGUAGCUGUAUAAGUGUACAAAAAUCUGUGAUGGGUGUAGUCAUUAGCAAACAAUGUAAAUCACUUAAGUAUUUUACCAUGGUUCAUUAUUAUAAAGCACAAAAUAACCCAUUGUUAAAAAAUGUGUUUUUAUAAAUGAAUGUAAAAUAAAUGAAUUGUGAAAUGGAUGUUUAAGAAAAUAUAGGUUUAAAAAGUAACUAUAUUAAGUGAUGUCUUGAAACAGCCAUAUCAUGAAGAAUACUACUAUGUUAUUAUAAGCUACAUUGGCCCAGAAUUUGAACACUCAACAUCAUUAGAUUUAAGUAUUUAGUAUAUUUUGAUAAUAAAGGGUUUUGUUUCUUGAAUAUCUUUCACUUUUUAAAAAACUUUUGUGUGGCAUUUAUUUUUGGAAAUGUCUUUUUUUUUUCUGUAUUAAAGUUUUGAAACUUGCCUAACA
Delphinapterus leucas (beluga whale) is the source of this 2772-nucleotide messenger RNA. The record is from RefSeq and is a predicted model, not a curated record. Lineage: Eukaryota; Metazoa; Chordata; Mammalia; Artiodactyla; Monodontidae.